Spodoptera littoralis (African cotton leafworm) is the source of this 288-nucleotide messenger RNA. The record is from the annotation of a GenBank genome assembly. Lineage: Eukaryota; Metazoa; Arthropoda; Insecta; Lepidoptera; Noctuidae.
AUGAAUUAUGAGACGGGUAACGGCAUAUCGGCAGAAGAACAAGGGUAUGUGAAGAAUCAAGGUGUACCAGAACAGGAAGCUCAGGUUGCCCAGGGACAGUACCAGUACACAGCACCUGAUGGACAGGUAAUCCAACUGCAGUACUUAGCUGAUGAGAAUGGAUUCCAGCCGCAGGGUGCUCACAUUCCAACAUCACCACCGAUCCCCAGAGAAAUCCAGAGCGCUUUGGACUACUUGGCUACUCUGCCUCCACCUAAUCCAGAAAAUAGAGACUAUGGAAGGAAUUAG